AUGGAAAGUACAAAAGACGUUGCUGACGCAUCUAAUGUGUCUUCUGUAGCCACUGAAGUGAAUAUCGUAGCUCCAGCAGAGACCGAAACAGAUAAUUCAAUUGUAGAAGGGGACAUCAAAAACGGCAACAAAACCCCACCAAUAGCCACUGAUGAAGGUGCUGAAAGCAAGAAUGAAAGUGUAACCCCAAGCGUCGUUGACACCACAGAAAAUGCAAAAAAUGAAGAAGAAAUUGAGAUAAAUGAAAAAAUUGAACUAAUAGCUGAUACGAAAAAAUUGGACGACGCGGAAUCGAAAGAGCUGGACGAUGCAAUCAAAGAUGCCGCUCCAGAAGAACCUGCGGUCAAUAAUGAGAACAAAUUGUCGGAGGAUCCUGUGAAACCAGAAGAAACGAAGGUACCUCUUUUUGGGUUAAAUAAAUAUUGUGUUUUAGGAAGGGGAUGAACUUGAUGACGAUGAGGUGAAGACGAACCCGGCGUAUAUUCCCAAAGGCGGUCUUUUUUACAUGCACGACACGAGGUCUUCUGGAGAAAAUGAGCAGACUACUGGCGAUAAUACCAAGAAAACUCGAGCUGAUGGGAAAUGGACUCAUGAUUUAUAUAACGAAAAGCGUCAGACACCAAAGUCAAGUCGUGAAUUGGAGAAUGUUUAUGGUUUUGAUAUAAGAUCAGACGAGAAGAGCCAGACUCCAGGGGCAAGUCAAAGCGUAAGGAAGGAUCCACCAAGCAAAAAAGAAGCCGACGGAGUGCCCAGGAGUAAACCUGGACAAUUUAAACGUCAAUCUAUAGCAAGACGAGAAGAAAAGGGACCAGAACGACAGACAAGGCCUCGAGGUCCACGAACAUUUAAAAGAUCAGCCCUGCAGAACAGAAAAAGUCAUGGAGAGGGUAAUCCUGAUUGUGGACAUGACACCAUUGGCAAACAAUUUAGUCGCCUUACUGUUACAAAUUCUGUAACCAAAGACAUAGAUGAUGGAGAAACAAAUGGUUUGAAUCGAAACUAUCACCAGGUGAGAGAUUUUUGGGGGAACAUAUAGUUUAGUGAUCGUAUAGUUACUAUUUAGGAAACAUGUUGUCUUUCGAUGAUUUUAACGUUUGUAAUUUUUGCUAUUUUCAGCCUGAUAUUCGUAAACGUUCUCUUCGCCACGCCCCCGCUCCAGCGCUUCCUGUUGGGUUGGUUCCAGUUUCUGUAACACUAGCAGGUCCAUCUCUGGGACAUGCUCCGGCAGUACAAAACAGUUUUAAUGCAAGACCGAGACAACCAACGGACGCCGUCUACUUCGACCCGAAAACUCACGUCCAAAGGCCGCCACCGCAACCACGUGAGAGAAGACGGCUGCAGUUUGUACCGCCACAGUAA
Messenger RNA from Bursaphelenchus xylophilus (pine wood nematode), 1359 nucleotides. NCBI's taxonomy places the organism in Eukaryota, Metazoa, Nematoda, Chromadorea, Rhabditida, Aphelenchoididae. The record is from the annotation of a GenBank genome assembly.